CAAUCCUCCUGCCUCAGCCUCCGGAGUGCUGGGAUUACAGGCAUGUGCCACCACGUCUGGCUUUCCAUCUCUUCUUAAAUGAACCAGAAGUCCAACCAUAAGAAAAACAUGGAAUUCCAAGAGAGAGGCGGCCUGCAAAACACUCCCAGUACUCCUCAAACUGUCACAGCCUCCAAAAAUACAGGACAUCCGAGAAACUGUCAGAGCCAAAGAGAUGCGACAUCUAAAUGCGGUGUCAUUCUAGCAGCACUGGAAGGCUAGGAACCUGGCGUGUCUGAGAGGAAACCCCACGCUCUCUACAGAUCCACUUGUCCACCAGCCGGGAUCUGGAGUAUAGCGGCGUUCAUCCUAUAGCUUUCCACCCAACGCUCUGGAGAUUGCUGUUAUUUCUACUUUACUACAACUGCGCUGUUCACAGAAUACACAAGGAUACCGACACAGUAAUUUCUAACUACAGUGCCUUGUUUACACAAAAUGUACUUUAUGCCAGAGCUGGGGACACACGAUACUCAACGAUUAAUCCCACAAAUACUAAUGACAUUCUUGGCUUUCAGCAUAUUUUGAUGAUCAAGCUCACUCACCCAGGUCACCAGUUUUGCUUUUGCUCAGCUAACACAAACUUGUUAGGAGGUACCUGCCCCAUCCUUUCUUUGCCGUCAUGGCAACAGCGAUUUCUGCGAUGGUAAAAGAGUUUCAUACACCUGAAAGAAGAGAAUGUCAAGACGCAGUAGCCGUUUACAAGCUAAGCAGCAUGCCCAGCCCAGCCAGCCAGACUCCGCGCAAGAAGCCCAGAUAAUCCAGGCCAAGAAGAGAAAAACAGCACAGGAUGUCAAAAAAAGAAAAGAAGACAAAGUCACCAGGAAACAUCAAUAUGAGAUAAGGAACUGUUGGCCACCUUUGUUAUCUGGGGGAGUCAGUCCUUGCAUUCUCAUUGAAACACCCCACAAAGACAUAGGAACAAGUGACUUCUCUAGAUUUACAAGCUACAGAUUUAAAAAUCUUUUUAUUAAUCCUUCACCUUUGCCAGAUUUAAGCUGGGGAUGUUCCAAGGAGGUUUGGCUAAACAUGUUAAAAAAGGAAAGCACGUAUAUUCAUGACAAGAAUUUUGAAGUUUUGCAUUGUGACCUGGAGCCACAGAUGAGGUCGAUACUUCUGGACUGGCUCUUAGAGGUAUGUGAAGUGUACACACUUCAUAGGGAAACAUUUUAUCUUGCACAAGACUUUUUUGAUAGAUUUAUGUUGACACAAAGGGAUAUAAAUAAAAACAUGCUUCAACUUAUUGGAAUUACCUCGUUAUUCAUUGCUUCCAAACUUGAGGAAAUCUACGCUCCCAAACUCCAAGAGUUUGCUUAUGUCACUGAUGGUGCUUGCAGUGAGGAGGAUAUUGUAAGGAUGGAACUCAUUAUAUUAAAGGCUUUAAAGUGGGAACUUUGUCCUGUCACAGUCAUCUCCUGGUUACAUCUCUUUCUCCAAGUUGAUGCUCUUAAGGAUGCUCCCAAAGUUCUUCUACCUCAGUAUUCUCAGGAAACCUUCAUUCACAUAGCCCAGCUUUUGGAUCUGUGUAUUCUAGCCAUUGACUCAUUAGAAUUUCAGUACCGAAUACUGGCUGCUGCUGCCCUGUGUCAUUUUACCUCCAUUGAAGUAGUUAAGAAAGCUUCAGGUUUGGAAUGGGACAAUAUCUCAGAAUGUGUAGACUGGAUGGUGCCUUUUGUCAGUGUAGUAAAAAGUGCUAGUCCGGUGAAGCUGAAGACUUUUAAGAAGAUACCUAUGGAAGACAGACAUAAUAUCCAGACACAUACAAAUUAUUUGGCCAUGCUGGAUGAAGUCAGUUAUGUAAACACCUUCAGAAAAGGGGGACAGCUGUCACCAGUUUGCAAUGGAGGCAUUAUGACACCACCAAAGAGCACAGAAAAACCACCAGGAAAGCACUAAAGAUGUCAGCUAAGCAAACAAGUUCAAAUUGAGCAAUACUAUGUUGAAUCUACUAAAGUUUUACAGGAAAACAGCUUUGAUUACCAUUGCCAAUUCAGAUGUUACACUGCCAUACUUUGAUUUUUAGAAAAAAACUUUAAAAUUGGCGCUAAAUAUACUUCCUAUUAGCUGUUAAAGAAACAGCAGGACAUGUUUACAUAGAUGACUUCAUUUUCAAGGUGACUGGACAGAAGCCAACUGUGAUUUAUGCCAUGGAAACUUUUAAUGCAGUGUUAUGUGUCUUGAUAAACUGGGAACUUUAUCAUUGGUGUUUCAGACUAGGUAAGUGCUACCUUAAAGGGUACAUUAAGUGAUACAGUACUUUGAAUCUAGCUUUUAGAUUCUUAAAAUUCCUAUACUCUAGUGCAAUUUGGUUUUUGAAAAUAAAACUUAAAUUUGUUUACAAAGAUUUAGUUUUGUAAUAAGGUGACUAAUUUAUCUAAAGCUGUUGUAGGAAGCUAUUAUAAAACUUGAAUUUUUACAAAUGGUGAAAUUAAAUCUGUUUUUAGAUCGUUUAUUUGCUUUGCCAUAAUACUUUUUAAUCAGUAAGGUGUCGAUAACACGAUGUUGAAACUGCUCUGAACAGUGGGAGUACCAAAGAAAUUACAGCAGGAUUGGUGCCGUGGCUCCUAUUCGGGGCUCUGACACAGGUCGCUUUACAAUGGCCUUUCUGUAUAUCACAAUUUGGGUGAAAAACUUAAGUACCUUUUCAAACUGUUUAUACAAAACAGUCACUUUAUUGCUCUUAAGCUAUCCCUAUGUUUUUGUUUUUUGAUUUUUGUUUUUUUUUAGCAUGACUAAGGCUUUAUUUAUGUUUCCAAAAUAUUAAAAGUCCGUUUUAAAUUCCUACAUUAUGAGAUGAAGACAGUGUCAAAAUUAACAUUUGACCUGACUUUCUAUUUUCUUAUGGCAGAAAAAUAUUAAAUGUAUACUGACUCCUAAAAAUCUAUUUAUUAAAAUAAAACUUGACAUAGAACUUGCUGUAUAUAUGCUAAUUCUACAUAUUUUAAAUCAGCUUUUUUUAGAUAAAUUCAGUCUCAAAAAGUAUAUUUAAUUAGAAAGUUACACCAGACUGCUAGUUGUUACCAGACCUGUAGAUCU
Molecule: messenger RNA, 3072 nt
Organism: Fukomys damarensis (Damara mole-rat)
Lineage: Eukaryota; Metazoa; Chordata; Mammalia; Rodentia; Bathyergidae
Gene: Ccne2
Product: cyclin E2
Exons: 14
Coding region: 715-1932 (405 amino acids)
Biological process (GO): G1/S transition of mitotic cell cycle; regulation of cyclin-dependent protein serine/threonine kinase activity
Cellular component (GO): cytoplasm; nucleus; cyclin E2-CDK2 complex
Molecular function (GO): cyclin-dependent protein serine/threonine kinase regulator activity
Source: RefSeq, a predicted model, not a curated record